Molecule: messenger RNA, 1118 nt
Organism: Hymenoscyphus albidus
Lineage: Eukaryota; Fungi; Ascomycota; Leotiomycetes; Helotiales; Helotiaceae
Source: the annotation of a GenBank genome assembly
AUGUUGACCAUGUUCAAUCUUCUACUUGCAAACCUGCUCUUCUCAAGCACCACACAAGCACAGGCGCAGGAAGCGGCUUGCAAACCACUCCGCUGGAAUAUCUCAGCGUCUGCCUUAAACUUGGAUCUCUCUCCUUGGACUGUCGACACCCUUCUAUCAACCCCCCUCGCAACACUCCUUGGAAAUGUCUCUGAGCUCAAUUUCAACGCAGGUGUCAAUGUACAUUCCGAAAUUUAUGGAGUCUAUUGUGAGCCAUUGCAGAAGGUUGAUCUUGCAACAAAAUCCACUCUCCAAAUCUUGGUUCAUGGCUCAUCCUAUACCAGUGAUUGUAAGUCGUCUAUAUCCCAAAAUUUCCUACAUUUAACGACUGACAUUCUAUAGACUGGCGUGGCUCUGAUUCUGGUGAUAGUGUAUCAGCACACUCUCUUGAUUAUGACUGGGUUCACUAUGCGAAUUCAAGAGGUUACCCUACUAUCGCAAUUGAUCGUCUCGGUAACGGACAAUCCUCUCACCCUGACCCAAAGGUAGUGCAGUAUACUUUGGAAGUCGAGAUCCUUCACCAGCUCUCUAAGAAUAUCAGAGCUGCCUUCCCACACGUGAAGAACUUGGUUUGUGUUGGGAAUGCAUACGGCUCAAUACUCGGAUCUGUACUUGCUGAGAAAUACCCCGCAGACUUCGAGGCUAUUGGUAAGAACCCCCUUCUUCAUUUCAUGUCCAACUCUAGACGAGACUCCCACAUUUUCCAAGGCAUAUAAAGCUGACCAUUGAAAUUGCAUGAAGUUCUCACGGGCUACAGUAAAAGCUACAACACUGAAGCAUUCGGAAAUAACCUCAUCGCCUCCUACGUCUCCCCCGGAGCAAACCUCGAUGAAGGGUACACCCAGUUCCUCAACAUCUCCAUCUUCCAACAAUUAUUAUACGCCCCAUUCUACACCAACAACGCCCCAUACUCACCCGCUGUCCUAAACGACGACUUCAUCCACCGAGGAACCAUCUCCGUCGGCGAAAUCGCAACCGCAUACUUCGGAAUUCGCGAAGCUGCAGCCUACAAAGGCCACAUUUUAGUAGCCACCGGACAAGACGACAUCGUAUUCUGCGGAAAUGGACCGCUUGGAUAG